AUGGUUAUGUUGAAGCAAAUCGGGCCCCAGGUUACCUGGUUCUGCUGUGAAUGUGAUACAUACAUGGAAAAGGGUGUCUGCCAAAAGUCCGAAUGCAGUCAUUACACGUGCAAGGAGUGUACAAUGGAAUCGAAUGUCGGCGACGAUGUUGAAUGGACUUGCUGUCGAUGUGACAGCUCAAUGACGGACGGUGUUUGUGAUGAUUCAGGAUGCGAGCAUCUCACGUGUGAAUGGUGUGAAUGGGAAAUGGUGCAUUCAGAGGAUUCUGAUGCAGACGAGGAUUCGGACGAUGGAUCGGAUGAGUGGUCAGAUGAAAAUCCUUACAGUGCGGGCUGGCUGCGCACGGAGCAGAUCGACGUCGACUCUGGUCGUCGCGAGAUCGACUGGGAACCUAUCCACGCUGAACGUGAACGUCUCGCGGCUAUACCGGCCUAG
This is a messenger RNA of Aspergillus terreus NIH2624, 435 nucleotides long. RefSeq lists its product as uncharacterized. Lineage: Eukaryota; Fungi; Ascomycota; Eurotiomycetes; Eurotiales; Aspergillaceae. The record is from RefSeq and is a predicted model, not a curated record. Bases 1 to 435 code for a protein of 144 amino acids. The transcript is spliced from 5 exons.